GAAUGAAAGCAGGGACGUCCAGGUUGGGAAAUGCAAGGCGGCGGUGAGAUUCUCUGCCUGGAUAAAAUGCCUGUUCCGAGCUCUGGAAUGCUGUGAAGACUCCCAGCCCAGGCACACUCCUCUCCGGAUUAUCUCCAUCCCAAGGAAGCUCGUAUCCAAGAGAGUUCCCGGUCUUCCAGCAUGAAUCCUGUUUACAGCCCCGUCCAACCUGGGGCUCCCUACGGAAACCCGAAGAACAUGGCCUACACAGGUUAUCCAACAGGCUAUCCCACUGCUGCCCCAGCCUACAAUCCCAACAUGUAUCCAACCAGCAGCCCCGGCUAUGCCCCAGCCACACUUCUGAUGAAGCAGGCCUGGCCCCAGACCUCCUCGUCCUGCGCCACCGAGGGCACCUUCCACCUCCCUGUGGACACGGGCACGGAGAACAGAACCUACCAGGCUUCUUCUGCAGCCUUCAGGUACACUGCGGGGACUCCCUACAAGGUGCCACCAACCCAGAGUAACAACGCCCCUCCUCCCUACUCGCCGUCUCCGAACCCGUACCAGACCGCGAUGUACCCCAUCAGAAGUGCCUACCCACAGCAGAACCUGUACACCCAGGGAGCUUACUACACCCAGCCCGUGUACGCGGCCCAGCCUCACGUCAUCCACCACACCACGGUGGUGCAGCCCAACAGCAUCCCCUCGGCCAUCUACCCCGCGCCCGUGGCCGCGCCGCGCACCAACGGCGUGGCCAUGGGCAUGGUGGCUGGCACCACCAUGGCCAUGUCAGCAGGAACCUUGUUGACCACCCCCCAACACACCGCCAUCGGAGCACAUCCAGUGUCCGUGCCAACGUACAGGGCUCAAGGAACCCCCACCUACAGCUACGUACCUCCACACUGGUAAACCACUGGCCAAUCCAUAUCCGGAGUCAAACAUUGUAUGCAACUACACAAGUCUUACAUCGGUGCUGCGGCCGCUGGGCUGCAGCGCCUCGUCUGUUUGCAAGAACAAAAGAAAAAAAAAAAAGUGCAAGGGUCACUUUAUGCAUUCUUUAGUGGUUUUUGUAAAAGCUGCUUUUUCUAAUCUUCUGCCUCUUUUUUUCCCCCCUUCCUCCCCCUCCCACAUGAAUUGUGUACCACACAUACUGACACUGAGCAAUAGUUGAGUUCUCUCUUCGGUCCUAUCAUUUGAAAGCUCAGAAUCUUCACUUUUCCAGCAUUGCCCAGCUGAGUGGUGCAAAGAUCCCCCCACUUCUUGUUCGUUUGGGUUCUUUCUGUUCUUUUUCUGUUGUCGUUGUUGUUGACAAGAGCCUAGAUUUUUUUUGGCUAGUAAGAGUGGUUGAUGUUCAGGGUACUAUGUGAAAAGCACAGCGCUGGUAGGCAGGCUUAUUCCGAUUUGGUUUGGGUAUUUUUAGUUGAAGAAUAUAAAUUAUUCAAUCUUUCAUAACAUAUUACAAGAAAAUUGGUGUCUUCCAGAUAGCUGUCGUGAUAGAUUAUAAAUGCAUUAUCUGCAGUGGAAUUCUGAACUCAUCCCUUCUUUUUGUAGGAGUAAGAGAAUAUAAAUAUAAUUAGCAACGUAACACACUUGUCUUAGGAAGCACGAGGACUGGUCACCAGCGGGUCUUUGGUCUGCUUUUUCCAACUGGGCACACGGAUCAUGGGUGAUGGGAAGGGAGCAGCAGGAAGAUGCAUGCCCUGGGAGCAUCUGGAACCCCUUGGGAGAACGGGAUGCUCCCCUCAGCCACGUCCUGGGGCAGUGUGGGGGAGAAGGAGGCUCCUUCCUUGCGUGGCUGCUGCUUGCAGGCACAGAUGUGCUGGGCAGCUGCUGAGGGAAGCAAGGAGAUGUCCAAAGGUUGGGCUGGAGAGCUUCUCCACGUCCAAGGAUUGAUCUGGAGAGCUUCUCCAGGUCCAAGGGUUGAUCUGGGGAGCUUCUCUCAGUUUAGGGCUUGGUCUGAAGAGCUCCUCUAGGUUCAGAGUUUGGUCUGAGGAGCUCCUCCAGGUUCAGGGUUUGGUCUGAGGAGUUCAUCCAGGUUUAGGGUUUGGUCUGAGGAGUUCAUCCAGGUUUAGGGUUUGGUCUGAGGAGCUUCUCCAGGUUUAGGGUUUGGUGUGAGGAGCUUCUCUCAGUUUAGAGUUUGGUCUGAGGGGCUUCUCCAGGUUUAGGGUUUGGUCUGAGGAGCUUCUCUCAGUUUAAGGUUUGGUCUGAAGAGCUUCUCCAGGUUCAAGGUUUGGUGUGAGGAGCUCAUCCAGGUUCAGGGUUUGGUCUGAGGAGCUUCUCCAGAGUAUGGUGGUGUGGGAAAAGAGGGUGUCUGGUUGAUGGAGAUGAGUCUUCAAGGCAGGGCAAGGGGAAGAUGGGUGGCUUCAGCUUGCACCCGCGGUGUUGGCACUGCCUCCAUGGCAGUUGAGGUGUCCCCCUCCCGUUCUUUGGGUUGCAGCUCCAAGACUUCCAGGAGGAAUGUUCACCCAAGCACAAAUACCAGCACCAGGGAGAAAGGCCGGGGAGGAGGAGGAUGUCUGGCUGCUCUGCUUGGAGGGGUGGCAGAGGAGGAAGCAAUAGCAAUAAACACGUCGCCUCCUUCACGGGAAGGCACCUGAGCAGAGGUGACAGCAGGGAAGGUGAUCCACAGUUGGCAUGGAGCAGGGUGGGGGACACCAGGCACGCAGAGGCUGUGGGCAUCAGGGUCAUUUGGAGGGGUUUGGCUUACCUGGGACAUGGGGACAGGGAGCUGGUGACAGCCCCCCUCGGGGUGUCCAAGUAGAGCAAUAAGUUGUCUCGAGGGCAGCAGAGGCAGUUUGGAUUUGCAGACAAUGCUUGUGGCCAGUUUGUUUUUAAAUCCUUGUCACUAAACCCAGCAUAGAAACAAGGUUUUUGGGACUUUUUUGGGUUUUUUUUUUUUAAAGACAAAAGCUUGGUUGGGUUUUGAUUUUUGCCUCAAGUGUGCCAAAAGUGUUCCAUGCUCUCGGUGGAGUCUCCCAGCGUGGCUUCUGCUCCUGGAGCUCCUUCCCUUGGGCAUGGGGCAGGUGGGGAGUAACAAGCCUAGGGAUCCCAGGAGGAUUUUCCCUCCCACUGGCUGGUCCCAGGAGUUUGUCAGGUUGGGUGUUGGCCCUUCUGUUUGGGGGCGAUUUGGUUGAUUCUGCUGGUUUUGAAGGAAAUCUAGAGCAAAGCUCUGGUUGAUCUCCUCAGCCCUGAGAGGAACAAAGUGGGGGAAGACUGUGCUGUGGGGUGGGGAAGGGGCACCCUUGGGCUGCACUUUGGGGUGGUAUUGAGGGAAAGGAGAAGGAAAAAAGAGCAAAGGAGCCAAUCAUCAGUAGAUUCCCUAUUUGGCUUGAUUAGUAAAGAGCAACAGACCUUGGGAAAUAACACCAACACAUCAUCCUUGCUCUGUUUGUAGCACAUUGCAGUUAAACCUGGGCCAAAAAAUCCCCAGAUCCUAAGAAUUGAAGAGUUCUGAGAUCCCUUUUUUCCCUCUCAUGUUUGUGUUACACACCAGGAGCUGUCUGUCAGCAUUGAGCCAGGUCUCCCAGCAUAGUGGCAGUCUGGUUUGUGGGGUCCCUGAGCUUUGGGAUCCCAGCCUGGGCUCUGCAAACAACCUGAACCAGCAGACACCAUCCCACCACUGUCCCAGACGCCACUUUGGGAACCACUCCUAAAAUUCGGACCUGGGUGUGGAAAGGAGAUGUUGGGCUUUCUACUGGAAGGAAAAGAAACAUGAAAGGUGGGGAGAAAGCCCCAGGAGGGGAGCGUGGUGGAUCACGCAGUGUUCCCACUGACACAGGGCAGUUGGGUUUUAAUUCCUUUGCUUGGAUCAAUAGCAGAUCCAGAGCUCCUCAUCCCAUUAUUCCCAGGCAGAAAUACUCAUUAACCAAAGCGUGGAGUGGUGAAAUAUUUGCCACCUGUUGGGCCAGAGGCUUCAGUGAGGACAUUUGGUGACCAGCCUUGAGGCACUGUGUGGAACCAGGGCCACCACACAGUGCCAGGCUUGGGUGGCUCCUUCCCAAGGUGGGGAGAUGCUCCCUGCCCUUCCCUUGGUCCCAAGUCCUUCCCUUGGUCAAGUCUUGGCUUAACUGAGGGUCCUGGGAAGGUCACAAUGGGGGACACUGGUGGGGGCCACCAGCUUCUCAGAUAUUUCAUUCCAGCAAAGCUUUGCUGAUGUUGGUGAAGGAAAAGGGAUUUCCACAGUGAAGGAUCACUCUGGGCAUCAGUGAGAAAGAGCAGGAGGAGUUAAACCAUCCUCAGCAGCCACUGAAGUGUCUGAGAUUAAAAUUCCAGCUAAAGAGGAAGGGAAAAUAACUCUGAACCAUUAACCCAUCCCAGACCUUACCUUUACUUCAAAACACAAUCUGCAAUGCAAGAUUUGGGGGGAAAAAUAGGAUUUUAGUGGUGGUGGUGACCCCCAAAGCCCAGGAGCCCCUUGAAGCCUGAGGCCAUCAUGCCUCCAAGUGGCUGAACCCUCCAGGCAAGGAUUUGCUACUGCAUUUUAUGAAUAAUAAAUCACUCAGUUCAGCAUGGUUUCAGUUUUGGGAUGUAAUUCCCAGGAAAUGUUAUUUAAGGGGUUUGUUUUAAUGAGGGACGUUCAGAGCAUCAGGUUUUCCUCCAGCCACCAACAUCCCCCUGAAUCUGGUCCUUCCCAGAGAGACCCCCUGACUCUUUGCCAUCCCCUCUGGGAACGUGGGGAUGAUGUGGUUCCCAGCUGGAGAGCAUCAAAUGGGAUCCUGGCUUUUCAGCAGGGUGGAAAACAACAUUUGAGGCUUUAUUUUUGGUAAAAUCCAACCAGCCAACAAUAGCAAUAAGAGCUGCUGGAUACCCAUAAAUCCAGGUAUUUUUGAUUUGGCCUUAUUUUUGAUUUGGGCUUUUUUUUUUUUUAAUUGACAAUAUUUUCAGGCCCUCCAGCUGUGGUGACCCUCUGCCCAUCUUCCCUUCACUUUGCUCCCAAGCCAGGAUCAGCCUCCAAAUAUUUUCUCUGCUGUGUGUUAGCAUUCCCUUAGGGGAAAAAAAAAAAGAAAAUAAA
Messenger RNA from Melospiza georgiana, 4990 nucleotides. RefSeq names its product family with sequence similarity 168 member A (gene FAM168A). The record is from RefSeq and is a predicted model, not a curated record. NCBI's taxonomy places the organism in Eukaryota, Metazoa, Chordata, Aves, Passeriformes, Passerellidae. The transcript is spliced from 9 exons. Gene Ontology annotation, biological process: positive regulation of base-excision repair. The coding region runs from base 181 to 888 and encodes 235 amino acids.